Molecule: messenger RNA, 1601 nt
Organism: Camelus dromedarius (Arabian camel)
Lineage: Eukaryota; Metazoa; Chordata; Mammalia; Artiodactyla; Camelidae
Gene: LSP1
Product: lymphocyte specific protein 1
Exons: 11
Coding region: 91-1176 (361 amino acids)
Biological process (GO): signal transduction
Molecular function (GO): actin binding
Source: RefSeq, a predicted model, not a curated record
GGGCGGAGGGGGGCGGGGGGGGCCCCCAGGAGGCACCGAGAGCCGCAGCUCGCACACACAGCCCUCAGCGCGGCCACCCGACGCCAGGCGAUGGCCGAGGCGCCCAGCCACCCGGGCUCCGAGGAGCAGCAGGAGCUGCUGGGGGACGAAGACGCAGGGCUCACCACUCAGUGGAGCGUGGAAGAUGAGGAGGAGGCCGCCCGGGAGCGGCGCCGCAGGGAGAGGGACAGGCAGCUUCGGGCCCAGGACGAGGACGAAGGGGACCAGUCCCCGGAGCAGCUGGAGCAGGAGAAGCUCCUGAAGCCCUCGGAGGCCCCUGAACUGGAUGAAGAUGAGGGUUUCGGCGACUGGUCCCAGAAACCAGAGCAGCGGCAGCAGCUCUGGGGGGCCAGGGAGAACCCUGACUGCGGAGAGCCCCCUCGGGGCGAGAGUCCGGAGCGGGGACAGGAGCAGGAGGACAGACCCCACCAGCACGUGCACGGGAGCCAGGGCGAUGAUGAGCUGAGCCCAGGCGGGGUCUGUCUGGAGGAGCUGCGUCUGAGCCCCAGCUCAGAGCCCCAGGUGGGGCUGGGACCAGAGGACACAGAGCCCAGAGGCCCUGAGGGGCCCGUCCAGGGCAGCCCGGGGCUGGCGGAGACUGAGGAGGAAGACAAGCAGCACCAGAGAUGUCAGCAGCCCAGGACACCCAGCCCCUUGGUCUUGGAGGGGACCGAACCGGACUCUCCUCCCCUGAGCCCCAGCACCAAACUCAUCGACAGAACCGAGUCCCUGAACCGCUCCAUUGAGAAGAGUAACAGCAUGAAGAAGUCCCAGCCAGCCCUGCCCAUCUCCAAGAUUGACGAGCGGCUGGAGCAGUACACCCAGGCCGUCGAGACUGCCGGCCGGGUCCCCAAGCUAGCCCGCCAGCCCUCCAUCGAGCUUCCCAGCAUGGCCGUGGCAAGCACCAAGAGUCGGUGGGAGACGGGAGAGGUGCAGGCUCAGUCCGCUGCCAAGUCCCCCUCCUGCAAGGAUAUUGUUGCUGGAGACAUGAGCAAGAAGAGCCUCUGGGAGCAGAAGGGAAGCUCCAAGACCUCAUCAACAGUUAAGAGCACCCCGUCUGGAAAGAGAUACAAGUUUGUGGCCACUGGACACGGGAAGUACGAGAAAGUGCUUGUGGACGAAGGCCCGGCGCCCUAGGCCGCCCCGCUGGCUUUCCCGAGACUGCGGCAUGGGCUGGUGGCACCUCCUGGUUCCCGACCCACGUGCCCUGGAGAGAGGCCGGCCCGACCCGCCACCAGCUCGGCCAAAGAAGCCGCUUCUCACUGCCGGCCCCACCCACCCUCGGCCUCCAGCACCCGCUGCCUCUGCAGCCUCUUGCUCCUGGACCCUCCAACCUCUCCCUCUGACCCCGGGCUCUGCCCCUCACAGUUGGGUUGUUGGCUCAGGGACCACCCCCCCAAGAAGCCAUGAGCUCCCAAAGCAGGCACAGCUGUCGCAGAGAGAGGCCACGUGCCAGGCCCUCUAGGUCAGGAGCCACCAACACCGGCACAGCCCUGCUCCCACUCCUGCCCCCGGCUUGCUGCCCCUCCACUAUGUGCAGUAAACCUCCCCAUGUGUCCCCA